AUGGUCUGGCAGUUUCUGGCAUGGACUGCCGGCACUUUCUUCUUCGUCUUCUUUUGCUACCUUCUCCGCCCACUCGAGUAUUUCCCAAUAACCUUCUUUACUAUCAUUGCUGCCGCCUUCAUCAUUUUUGAUCCUCGCGAGUGGAUGCUCCAGAGUUAUUUCGAGGCGCACGAAUUCUUACUACACAUGCCUAUCAACGACUUUCUCGAGCAAUAUUUUCAUACCUUUGUCACCAUUAUCUCGGGUCUCUGGCUUGUCCACCGAACCUUUCAAACAUUGCUCAAACCAGUCUCGGAGCUGGUCAAUAUACUCGGUGUCGACAUUCCCGACCCCCCGGAUGUCUGCCUUGCUGGCAUCCGCUCCGAUGCUGCUACACUCAGCUGGAGCCGUCCGCCAAGCAAUAGACCUGUCCAGAAAUAUACCAUACAAGUCAAUGGCGUCAAUGCUCCAGUCGGCGACUCUCCUGGAAACGAAAUAGCCAUCACCGUCACUGGCCUAAGACCGAACCACUAUUAUAAUGUCCGCGUCGUUGCCGUGGCGCCCAACAACUUUCAGUCAUCGAGCCCUCCUUUGCGCCUGCAAACAUUUGGGAAACAUGGCAAGCCACAACUGGGCAUCGCUCGCCUACCCGUCAACUUGUCGCUUGAUGAGCACCGCCGUGGGUCUACCGACGACGGUAAUGAGUCCGACUCUCCUUCUUGCGCUGUCCCCACACUGGAAUCUGCUCCCGUGUUGGACAGCGCCGUGUCUGUCGUUCGCGACCCUAACGGUUCCCUGACGAGCCAGCGGCGCAACACCGUUAAUCGGCGCCAUUCUCCCUCUGUUGCGAGCUCCGAUCGGCCGCAGAUUAAGCAUCAAGCCUCCGAUGAACCUGAAGUCUCUCUAGAUGAAUUAAAUAAGCGAUUUGAGAGUAUCAGAAAGGAAAUUGACGACACCCUCGCCCAAUAUGUCAAAGACGAGGCCGACUCUAAACUCCAAGAAGACGACUUGAAAAAGGAAAAGGAACGAAAACGUUUGAUCCUAAAAGAGAAGGAAGAACAAACCGCACAGCUCAAGAUACAGGUUAGGACGACCAUGGAACAAAUGCGCACCGCUGAGAAAGAACGCGCCAAGAAGGACCAGUGCCUGAAGGAUAAAGAGGCUAAGAAAGCCAAGGCAAAGGACAACAUCACAAAGCUGGAACACGAAAUCGAGCGCAUGAAAAAUGAGCGUAAGAAGUUUCAAGCGCAAGAUGCCGAGUUGCUUCAAAACAGAGACAAGCAAGGUCGCUCUCUCGACCAGGCCAACAGAGAACUUCAAGACAAGUGUGCUGAAUUGGAAUCCGAACUCAAGGAGAAAGGGAAGCAGUUGCAGGACCUCAAGGCCGCGCGGGAGCUGUUACCUGGCGCCGAUGAUCAACAAUGGAAAGAGGAGGAUUCCCGUCUUAGAGAGGAAUGGGACGCUGCCAGGCACAGAUUGCAUUCCACUAUAGUACAGGAAAUGACUAUGGCUGGCCAACUCGACCAAAAGAUCCAAGCCAUGACCGAUCAAGUUGCUCAUGUUCUGCAGCCAACAUUUUACCAAUCAACGGCUUCCACUGGCCCCGAAUAUGACAAUUCGGUGGCUGCUGUGCAGAGGACACGGAGUGCGAAUGGUGCUUCGCUUCCUGAGCAAGGCACCCCGUCACCACAUCCGCUUCCUACAUCCGAGUCAGGAUAUCCACCGCCAGCAGGUUUUGCGCCCUUUCCCAAAAGGUUAUUCGCCGAUGAGCCAGAUCCAAUGGAUGAAAAUCAAGCAGGGGCCGAGUUCAAGCUGGCUUCCGGCCCGCUGAGCCCGUUGGCCCAGACGCUCUUGCCUUCUAACAUAUUCGAGGAGGACCCGACUGAAGAAGAAACGACCGGGUCCUACAUCCGCGAGCCUAUCGGUACAACAGGAGAUGAUGCACAAUCGCCCGCUUCCUCUAGCCCGUCGUACCGCGCAUUCUCUAGCCCUCAUGGGUCAAAUCACAACUUGCCCUACUCACCGUACGAGAACGCCGAUAGGAGCUCGUUGAACCUCCAUCCAGUACCAAACUCCCCUGCGGCUAUCGGUCAUAGGUUUAGUGGCCUACUUUCUACAUUUCAGCGCAACAGAGGCGCAAAGCAUAUUGAUGAAGGCCCUCCAAUCGGAAGCCUUAAAACCGGUCAAAGUCAGUCUUUUCCGCGUGGAGCGGAAGAGUUCGAAGCCAGCGAAUCCCGCCGUCGAUCCAACUUUCCUUGGGUCAGUCGUAGCUCGACCGGCCCUGAAGGGACAAUCGGUGGUCACUUAUCGCUAAUGGGCAGAAGGUUGAACCCAAUGAACCCCCCGAACGGCGCGGACCGGGAUCCAAACUCGCGACCUGCUUCCAUUGCGUCUGCGGAUAUGCCCAGGCCCUCAACUGAUAGUGGAUCCAUUUGGGGCCAGCCAAGUGACGGCGCAGUGUCCAAAAACCGACUCUGGCAGGCAGCCGAUGGCCGCUGGCCCUCACGUAGCAACUCGAGGCGCCCGUCUAUUCACGGCACGGGCAAUCUGCUGACCACCACGCUUGCGUCCGCUGACGAUGAGAUUCUUGAUGAGUACGACCUGCGUAAUCCUCAAACCUCAGCUAGUCAAGUCGGCGUUAUCGGAUCAGGUCACCCUGCAAACACCAAAUUUGUGAACCAGAGGCUCAACCCGAGCGCGCCUACGUUCGUUGGCAACUUGUUUAGAAAGGAUAGAUCCAAGUCUCGAGACGCAGCUCCAAGCCUGGAACUGCAAACAAACACCGACGAUCCGCCGUCCGGAUCUAGAAUCUCUCGGGAUACUCAGUCAAUCCACACGCAAACCUCGAUAUCUGUUUCGGAAUCUCACGAGUCACUGAUGCUGGAUGGAAGUAUAUCAAACGCGCCUUCUGACCUAAACUCUCUGUCCGGCUCGCUCUCCAAGGACCCUGAGAACAAGGUGAAGAAGCUCUUCCGCAAGGGCAGCUCUGGCAAGUUUGGCUUGUCUUCGAGGCUUGGCAAGGAUUCUGGGCUGUUUAAGAAGAGCCCUGGGAGCACAGCCAAUUCUGACAAAAACUUGUCGGCUGAUCAGCGAUCCAGCAUUGGUGAUGUUGAUGACCUGGGCGAAGAGGCUCAAUUUGGCCGAAGCUACGAUAGCAUGGCAAGCAACCCUGCGCUUGGGUCUAAAGCAUCCAAGGACGGCAGUCAGUCUCGCAUUGGGUCCUGGCGCUUCUCGAAGAAGAAACGGGGCAAAGACGCGCCGGCAAAGGAAAGCCUGGACAUUGACAAGAAAGCACAUGACGAGUAG
Cordyceps militaris CM01 is the source of this 3285-nucleotide messenger RNA. RefSeq names its product Fibronectin type III domain protein. NCBI's taxonomy places the organism in Eukaryota, Fungi, Ascomycota, Sordariomycetes, Hypocreales, Cordycipitaceae. The transcript has 3 exons. Bases 1 to 3285 code for a protein of 1094 amino acids. Gene Ontology annotation, molecular function: protein binding. The record is from RefSeq and is a predicted model, not a curated record.